ACGACCGGCACGACGCGGAGGAAGAAGAAGAAAAGAGAGACGAGUGUUCGGUGAAGCCUACCGACCGGCUAUUUGGAACACGGCCGAUCAGUUCCUUCGGCGCCUUCGCACCGUGGACGCGGACACGCUAACGUACUUUGUCGCCGAUUUCGAAGCCGCGCUUCUCCCGUGUGGCCGAGGCUAUAUAAAGAGGCGCCGAAGAAAAGUCGAAGCGCGACGAGUGUGUUUUUCGGGCUUCUCGCGAAAUUGCCGCCAAACCUUGUGUAAAAAUCGUCUGCGAAGAGGCGGAUACACGCUCGAUCCUCGGAGGAUGCUCCGUCCGACGAUUCGGGGUGGUUCAUGCUAGAGCUCGGGGAUGAUCGGUUCUUCUCGUUGAAAAAACCCGCCGGCGAUACUAGACGGCUUUGCGACGAUAGCGCGGGAUACCAGCAGCGGUGGCAUUAUGUCGGAGGGUUGCACGAGUUGCAGAGGGGCGAAUUACGCGGGCGGCACUUUGCAGUUGGGCACGACUUCCGGUGGCAACACCGGAAGCUCGUCGUCCGCUCCUGGAACGACCUGUACGACCACGACGAGAAGGGUUCAGGUGCGUGCCAAGGUGCUCUACGGCACCGGCAAGGCGAUAGCGAGCUUACAAGCGCAGGAGAAAGCCGCCCGCCACUGACGAGCGUCGUCUUCUCCCUCCUCUCGUGCCCCGCGUUGUCAUCGAAGCCAGGGAACGAAAACGGCAAAGGGGAGUCGUCCCACGUCAAAACUCAAACGUCGAGUCUCCAAGUUACAAUUUCCGGCAAGAUCGAGCGAUCGCUUUCCGCGUCAACGGACACUACAAGGAAAGGAGUAAAUAUUUCAUCAGACUACAAUCCCUUAAGCCGAAGUAUCCAGGAAACCAAGGCAAAUAACAACGCUACGUAUCCUGUCGAAGCAACGCGACCGAGGUACGUGCACGAGUCGGCCGCGAGAGAGACAGAGGCAGCAACGGAUGUAAUACAGCCGGAAGACUCUGGCGGAAUCACGUACGUUGCCGCGAAAGGGUCGAAGCAGACACGAAAUGGAAUCCGACAUGAAUUUUUGAACGUAUCGCGUAUCUCUGAAAGCUCUGCCGUAACGAGUGCAGUCGAAGUAGAAAAGGAGGACAAAGUGGGAAAUGAGAAAAGUCAAGAGACGGAAAAGAAGCUCGCGAGCCGAGAGGAGCUUUUCGCGAGAGUAUCGCUGAGAAACGCGACGAGACCGACGACGCCGACUAACGCGAAGAGCAACGCGCCGCGCGAAAGCGCGUUCGUCGAGGAGCCCGGAGAGAGUCCGAGCCGACUAACCGACGCAACCGUGGGUCUACACGAGUCCGCUGGUCUGGCAUCUGGAAGUUAUGGGGUGGAGAGUCGCACCAACUACGAAGGAGAGUGGCAACCCGGAGAGGACGAUCUCAUGGAGGCUGCGAAUUUCGGCCUGCGAGCCAUGCACAACCUCUAUUACGUCCAGGAGCCUAAACUGUACUCGAUGGGUCUUUAUCUGAAGAGGGACGAGCCGGCGAGAUACGUGGCGGCGUUUAACGACCAGUCGGAGGAGGCGAGAAACUUGGCGAGAUUCGGCUACGCGACUCUUCAAGGCACCGCCAUGUACAUGAAGAAGUUUCCCGGCGCGCCGUUGGAAUUGCCUUUAUCCCGGAGCACUCGAAGAACCUCUUUGGAGCAACAAUGCCCGCGACGAGGAACACCCCAAUGCCCGCCAGCCAGCUUGAGAUACAGGACUUCCGACGGCAGCUGCAAUAAUCUGAGGGAUCUCUGGUGGGGCUCCGCCAUGUCCACGAUGCAGAGGUUUCUGCCGGCGAUAUAUCACGACGGUGUUCAGAGCGUGCGAAGGUCGACGAGCGGAAGGCCGCUCCCGAGUCCGCGAGACAUCAGCGGCUUGAUCCACGAGGAUCAAGACAUACCUCUCGCUUCCGUUACACACAUGCUGAUGCAGUGGGGGCAGUUUGUGGAUCACGAUUUGACAGCGACCGGACAGAGCAGGGGGUUCAACGGCACAGUGCCGCAGUGUUGCUUGCCAGGUGGCGCCGGCUUCCAACCACCAGAGUUUAUGCACCCGGAGUGCUUGCCGAUCGCGGUGAGUCUACGCGACAGCUUCUACGGUCCCCUAGGCGUGAGAUGCCUGGAGUUCCUCAGAAGCGGGCCGGCCCCAAAGGAGGGUUGCGAAUUCGGCCCGAGGGAGCAGCUGUCUCAGGUGACCAGUUACUUAGACGCCUCGAUGGUUUACAGCAGCAACGCCCUGCAGAGCGACAGUCUGAGGCUAUUUCGCAGCGGCUUGCUGCAGUACGGAAGGAUUCAGUCGCUCCGCAGACCUCCGCUGCCGAAACGCGAGUCCGAUCUGUGCAAACUCGGCUCCCUGUCGACGACUUGUUUCCGAGCCGGCGACGGGCGACUCAGCGAACAACCGGCCCUCACGUCCUUGCACGUGGUCUUCCUGAGGCUGCACAACAGGAUAGCCACGGAGCUGUCCGCGCUCAACUCCCACUGGAGCGACGAGAAACUUUUUCAAGAGACGCGAAGGAUCGUCGGCGCCGUGGUUCAGCACAUAACUUAUCGAGAGUUCUUGCCGAUCAUUCUCGGUCCCCAGGUGAUGAGAAUCUUCGACCUGGAGGUCCUGAAAAAAGGCUACUACGAGGGCUACGACUCAACCGUAAAUCCCAACAUCGCGAACGCCUUUUCCACGGCGGCUUAUCGAUUCGGCCACUCGCUAGUUCAGCGAAGUUUCGUGAGAUUCGACAGCGAUCACAGGCCUUUGUUUAACAAUGUCUCGAUCCACGACGAGUUCAGGAACCCGGUGAACCUCGAGACUGCGGGCUCGGUCGACCGUCUCGUCCUGGGCCUGGCGAAUCAGCCGUGUCAACGGAGGGACGAAUUCAUAACCGAGGAGGUGACGAAUCACCUCUUCCAGACUCCCGGCUUCGCGUUCGGCAUGGACCUGGCCUCUCUCAAUAUUCAGAGAGGUCGGGAUCACGGUCUGCCGCCUUACGUGCGAUGGCGCGAGCCCUGCGGCUUGUCGCCGAUAAGAACCUUCGAGGAUCUCGACAGAGUGAUGUCGCCGAGCACCAUGGCGAAAUUCCGAUCGCUCUACUCGUCGGUGGAGGACAUUGAUCUCUUCCCGGCCGGCUUAGCGGAAAGAUCGGUGGUCGGCGGCCUGGUCGGCCCUACUUUCGCCUGCAUAAUCGGCCAGCAAUUCAGCAAUCUGCGACGCGGAGACCGAUUCUGGUACGAGAACCCCGAAAGCGAAAGCAGCUUUACCGCGGGCCAGCUGCAGCAGAUUCGACGAGUCACUCUGGCACAGGUGCUGUGCAAGACGUUGGACACCAUCGAGACCAUACAACCGUUCGUUUUCCUCGCGACCGACACGUUGAAGAACCGACGUCUCUCGUGCGAGGAUCCGACUAUCGGCCAAUUGGACCUCGAGUUUUGGGCCGAACGGUCGUUCAGACACAACGUCGAUGACCCGCAAACGAAGACGAAACGAACGGCGAGCGACUCUCUUUCCGUCUCCAGAUCGAAGGAGGAGAAGAACACGAAUAUAAGGAGACAGAGCAAUCGGGAGCAGAUCACGCUGCCUCAGAAGCCCUUUACGAGCAGCAUUCACCAGAGCAACAAAAUCGUCGUGAAGAGACCCAUCGGGCGACCGGAAAACGUGUCGAUUGUGGUGCACAACAACGCCGUCAGUGCGCCCGUCUUCGUCAACGACGGUAUCUACGGAUCGAACAUCAGGAUCAGGCAACAGCCUACCGUCAAGCCGACUUCCGCGUUCAACCAAGGUGUGAGUAACUAUCCCGUGCAUCGACCGCCGACGAAACCUAUACCGACGACGAUUCCGCACUCGGCUUACCUGUACGUGCCUCAGGCUUACAACGACCCCAACAACCCGAAUCCGCUCGUUUAUGGUUACAAGUCACCCGUCUCGCAAAGUGCCGUCUUCUACGACAACUAUUCCCCCAGCAGCCCCAGGCCCACUCUGUACACUUAUUACACGAACUUUCAGCAGAAACCGACCACUCAGACGCCGAAUCACGAGGUCGAUGGUUACUUGCUCAACUACGGAUCCCCGCAUCACGAGCAAGACUCGUUCCCGGCGCAUCACGCGUACGACAGACCAAAGCCUGGCCAAGUAGCGAACUCGGGACACCCUUACGAGCCGAAUACUGAACAGAGGCCGCCGCAAAAACCGAGUUCUAAACCGAGCUACGAAUCCUCGAACGACGAAUCGUAUCACAAACCAGGUUACAGCGGACUGAAGCCCCCGACGAUCUCGCGGCCGAGUUUCGGCUCGAACGACCAGCCGUAUCACGGGCAAAAUUCGGAUUAUCUACCUAGUAGACCUAGACCGACUUCGGCGAGCGCGUCGCGACCGAGCGACCAGUCGUACGAUACGCAGAACGGCCGACCGAGCGAGGAUUAUAGCGCUAAUUCGAACCAACCGCAACGUCAAGAUCAGUGGAACUUGAACGGCCACCACAAGAGACCGUACGAUUACGACGAUCCUGACGCGUAUCAGAAGAGACCCAAGCCUCAAAGUGGACCCUACGCAAACUCUGGAACGAACAUCCCUUCCCAUCCCCAAGAAGACGCGGCGCCGAGCAACUCGUACUGGCAAGGAUCGACUUUGAGCAACAACUACGGCAAGUACCCCGAUGCUACUUUGACUUAUCAAAGCAGCACUCCGGCUCAGAACGAGCCUUUCGAGUCGCAUAGCUCCUCGUUCUAUCAGAAACCGACGACGAGUCGACCUGUUUAUCAGGAAGGUUCUCCAGCACCUUAUUCGUCGCCUUAUCCAAAAGAAUCGAUCGACAAACCCCUUCCUGCUGCGAACCUAUACGAGGAAACAAACUCUUAUAAAAAUCCCAAUAACCCAAAUGAGCAGUCGCCAUACAGAGACAUUACGCAUCAGAGUCGACCAACCCCGACUACGUAUUGGUCAGAAGUCUCGACGCUCCAAAUGCAAAAGCAAGAGGGAUCUCUGAAGCCGAGGCCGAUCAAGGUGCAAAGUGUCACGAUCGUCACUGAGGCGGUUGAAACCGUUCACCAUCCUGGCCACUCCGGAUACAUAUCUCAGUACAAGGUCACCAGCGAGGUCCCAAUGCCAUUGAAGCAGCAGACGAAGACUACUAAUGUGCCGGUGUUAGUCCGGAAACCAGGGCAGUACUAUUACGAGAAGAACGUGCUGCAUCGAUACUCGGGCGAGGGUAUGCUCGAGCAAAUCCCCAAAAGCAAUCAUCACUAUUCGACGGACGACAACGUCGCCGAGGAGACGCUGGCUCAGGACCGAGGACUGUCGCGCGAGAAGAUUGCCGCGGAAGCGACUACCGAUGAUUCGAUCACCAACGUUUCCGUGGCGGAUUCGAAAACGACCGAACGCGAGGAAAGUAAAUCAACGACCACGAUGACGUCCACGCUCGUUACGACCAGCGGUUACGAUAUUAACGGAGAUGACGUGGUGGACGACCUCGAAGGCGCUUUCUCGGCGGUUGUCGGCAACGUUGCAUCGCUCGAUGUUCCCGACAGGAUGAGUCAUUGGGUGAAUACGCAAGAAGACCCGAAUUUAUCGUCGAUGAUAGAAAUGCCCGGAAUUCUGUCCGACGAGUCCGCGAGCGCAGCCAAGGAAUUACCCAAGCCCAUUAAAUCGGGGAGCCACGCUGCUUAAAGUUCCGCGCUUCUUAAUUCGUCCUCGGUACUUUUGAUUCCCGGAUGAAAUUGCUGGAAAGUUUUCCAGUCGCCGCCUAUACUCUUAUCUUUUUACCGAGUACGAGUUGUCGCUGUGCGUCGCGAGAGCGCGGGAAUGCAGAAUGCACGGCGUAAGCGGAGCAUUACGGAGAAUUUGUUAAUAUUUUAAGACUUCGUUCUCUUAUUUAAGAACCGUAAGUAAAUGCGCAUUAACACGCGCUCGCUAAAUUAUCUUUUAUAUAGCCAGCUGUAUCGAAUUGUAUCGAGAAACAUGCAUUUUACAUGCGUGUGGGGGGGGGGCUUUUACUUUUACGUAAAACGAUGAGUAUUUUCACGAGCAAUUCAUUUUCCGUUAUCGAUCGUUAUCACGCCGCGCGUGAUAGAUAGAUUAUAAACGAUGACAAAUUAAUUGAAUUGGCGUGAUCGUCAAGUGAGAUUAAACUACCCAUACACUUUGAAUUUGGUCAGCUAAUUCGGUCACGUGAAUAAGUCGGCGCGACACGCAUCGAAAACGAAAGAAUACUUAAUCACAUUGUUACGUGCUCAGAGGAUGACGUGAAGGUAAGUUGGGGCAGAUUUUCACGUCAAGCCGAAAGAGGCAUGCGAAUACGCCUGGAAUUAGCGUGUGCUAUUUUUAGAUACGGUUUUUCAUGGCAUUACAUUCCUCGUACUUUAUGUAACUUUAUGCUUCAGCUAUCAUAAAAAAUCACCGCUAUCGAUUAAGCGUCUCUCUCACCAUCGUUAAUAUUAUAUUAACGAAAUAUAUUCAGAAGCAUGGCACGAUUAUGUUAUCGCAAACAUGUUUCAUAUUUAUUUCGUGCUUAGAUACGAAUUGGAGAAUCCACCGAGCAAAAUAAAAUAUAUCAUGCGAAUGGGAGCAGGUAGAGUCGGUUGAUAAAUGUAGCUCUUAUAUAACCGAUAUCUCAAAUUAAUCACGUUUGCAGACUGAUUUAUCAACAUUCGAACAUCUCAACGACGUAGAUUUGAUCGCUUGUAAUUUAAAUACAGUAUAAUGACUGAUACGUAAUCUAUGUACUUACCACACUUAAUCAAUGUGGUACAUCAUUUAAUCCGUAUGUUAAAUCGAUGUACACACACAUUACAGAUUAAUCGAAGUAAAUCGAAAUAAAGGAGGAAAUAAAGGAGAAAUAAUGGAAUUACGGAGGCAUCAAACUGUAUUAGACCUUAGAGCAAUGUUAUUCGCAGAUAUUCGAGAUAUAAUAUUAAAGUUGCUAAUGUUGUCGUGAAAAAAGCGUGAUUCUUUUUGCGAGGAAAAAUAAAAAUACGUUGAAU
This is a messenger RNA of Harpegnathos saltator (Jerdon's jumping ant), 6989 nucleotides long. RefSeq lists its product as uncharacterized. Gene Ontology annotation, molecular function: heme binding; peroxidase activity. The transcript has 12 exons. Gene Ontology annotation, biological process: response to oxidative stress. Lineage: Eukaryota; Metazoa; Arthropoda; Insecta; Hymenoptera; Formicidae. The coding region runs from base 340 to 5676 and encodes 1778 amino acids. The record is from RefSeq and is a predicted model, not a curated record.